AUGGAAGACGUGGAUUAUCAACCCAUCAAGUCAGAAGAGGACGUAGCGUGCGAAAGGUACUACGUUCAAACCACGACGCGCGACACUUCAGGUCGCUAUAUCGUUCGUCUGCCGUUUCGAUCAGGCAAAUUCGAACUAGGUUCGUCAAAACACCAAGCGUUACAGCGUUUUCAGGCGUUGCAGCGCAAAUUUGAUGCUAACCCUAGGUUUCGAGCAGAGUACGAAAGGGAAUUCAAUGGGUACCUGGAACUUGGUCACAUGACGUUGUGCGAGGACGACAACAACGAUGGUUACUACUUGCCUCACCAUGCGGUGAUCAAGGAGUCUAGCGAAACGACAAAAUGUCGUGUCGUUUUCGAUGCUUCUGCAAAAUCCUCCACGGGCAUUUCGUUGAACGAUAUAUUGUUGACCGGACCGACCAUUCAGGAAACUCUGUAG
Molecule: messenger RNA, 438 nt
Organism: Phymastichus coffea
Lineage: Eukaryota; Metazoa; Arthropoda; Insecta; Hymenoptera; Eulophidae
Exons: 1
Coding region: 1-438 (145 amino acids)
Source: RefSeq, a predicted model, not a curated record